Poecilia reticulata (guppy) is the source of this 3970-nucleotide messenger RNA. NCBI's taxonomy places the organism in Eukaryota, Metazoa, Chordata, Actinopteri, Cyprinodontiformes, Poeciliidae. The record is from RefSeq and is a predicted model, not a curated record.
CCAUGGAUUCUUCGAAGAUUCAAGCUCCAAAAAUGAUUAUAAACCGACACUGGCUGUCCUACUCAGAGACUGAAGACUGUCCAUCGCAUGAGGAGCGUGUUGAUGUCGCCGGCCAAAAGUCACGAACAGCCCAACAACCUGAAGACAAUCUGUCAGUGAGUGAACAUUUCUCUGGUGGAGUGCAGAGAGGAAAUGAAGCCUAGCUGCAAAUUCAGGCUGGAAAACGUCUGCCUCACCUGCUCCACCCAAUGCUCUCCGCCUCCAACCUCAGCGCUGCACCUCGACCCAGCGUGUUCAAUCACCAAUCAAGCUCAGCUUAUAAGGAUCUACACCCACGCCGUCAGCCGCUCUCCAGCUGUGCUCAACUGGUACGCAUUUCAAUGCCUGACUUCGAGUCCGAUGUUCCUCUCGGUUCUCCGGUCGCCCUCGCGGGGAUCUGGGUACCCUUUCCUCCUCUCCUGUUAGGCGUAGCACUCGUUUGGCUAUGCGCCCAGGUCUCCUGUCUCCUGCUUCCUUCCCUAAAUCGAAUAGAAUCUCCCUUACCCCUGGCCUUUGAACUCCACAAGUGGCUUCACUAGCGGCUCUCCUCCCACUCAACGACUCCUCUCCGUCUCCUUUGCCACCGUCUACUCCUCAUCCCCCUCCUCCAGUCAGCAGGAAGAGAACCUGCAAGUCUUCCGAAAAGCGUUGCAAGAGAUUCUUAUCAUGCUUACUCAAGCGGUUUCCUGCCACCUAUGUGGCAUCGCAGACCAUCAAAGCGCCUUCUGCCCCUCUCUCCCUUUCAAGUCUGGUCUGUCCGCCGCAGCUCCUCCGUAGCCGCUCCUUAAAUCAAACCCGAUUGAUCGUUAUGGCAGACAAGUGCAGGUUCAUCAUAACAUGCCCAUUUCCAAUAAUUUUAUUGAGAGCUUUUACUCAUUUCCUAAUUGUGCUUUCCUCCAUGUAUGGAGCUUUUGCAGAGACGCCCAUCCCAAGUCGGUUUGCCCCCGCCGCACCUUUCCCGGCAGGAGCCAUCGAGGCUCCAGGAAUUAGUUUCUCGCUUUCUCACCACCCCCAUCCAUGUUCCCGUAUUAGCUUCUCUAUUGAUCCAUCACCCUGAUUGUUCGUUCGUUGAUUUUCUUAUCAUUGGUCUCACUCUGGAUUUUUUAUAGGCUUACCCCAGCUCCCUGCUCUGGUCCUCCCUAAUCUUCAGUCAGCAUUAAGCGAUCCGAACGCUGUCUCUCAAUUAUUGCAGAAAGAAGUGUCUAAGGGUUAAGUCAUCGGCCCCUGCGCUUCUCCCCCCUUUUCCCACUUUUGCAUUAACCCACUCGGAGUCACAGUUUGCAAAUAUUCAGGGAAGAAACGCCUGAUUCCAGACUUAUCUGCGCCUCAUUCCAGUUCCCACCUCAGCAUUAUUCCAAAGCAACCCUUUUCUCUUCAUUAUGCCACUAUAGAUCACGCUGUCGCGCUGAUAAAAUCAGCUGGUCCGGGUGCGUGGCUGGCUAAAGCCGACAUCACUGACGCUUUUAAGAUCAUGCCGGUACAUCCCUCCCAAUGUCAUCUGCUGGGCCCUAAAUGGGACACUAAGUUCUAUUUUUUUGUGCGUUUUACUUUUGGAUGCAGAAGCAGCCCUGGUCUCUUAAAUUCAUUAUCCGAAGCACAAUGCUGGAUCCUUCUGAACGUCAUCAAACUUCCCUGCGUGUUCCAUCUUCUUGACGACUUUCUGCUUAUCGAUCCACCCUCUCACUCUUCCCGCUCACUAUCCAAACUGAAAGAUCUUUUCAAUCAUGUCGACGUUCCUCACUCCAAAGAAAAAACUGUCGGUCCAACAAAAAUUUUGGAAUUUCUGGGCAUCAUACUAGAUUCCAAAGAAAUGGUAACUACUCUGACGGCCGAUAAACUAUCUCAGAUUCGUGAGAUUUCUCAAGCUUACCUGUCUGCCGCGACCCUUUCCAAGCGUCAGCUUCUAUCUCUGCUUGGGCAUCUCAACUUCGCCAUGCGCAUAAUCCGUCAGGGGCGCCCUUUCAUUUCUCAGCUGCUCGAUCUAGCGAAUUCAGUUCCUUCCUUAUUCGAUCAGGUUGUUUUAGACGCCGGCUGCCGCUCCUAUCUCUGGAACGGCAUCUCUUUUUUUUAUGAUGACGCCAUUCUCUCGGCAGAUUCCAUGCAGUUUUUCACGGACGCUGCCCCAUCCGCAGGUUUUGGGGGCUUUUUUCAGGGCAGCUGGUUCACAGAGAAAUGGCCCCAUUCGAUUCCAAAGUCGGAGUCUUCUGCCUUUGAUGAAAUUGUUCCUGCAGCCUGCUGCCUUUGGGGAAGGCAGUGGAAAAGUAAGCACAUUGUAGCUUUCUGUGAUAAUGCAGCAGUCAUCAAAGCUAUUAACAAAGGCCGCUUCCUCUUCCAAAUCUAUCAUGCGUUUUCUACGGCGUAUUACCUGGCAAUCUGUGGUUAAUAAUUUCAUCCUCUCUGCGCGCCUCGUCCCGGGUCAUUCUAACGCCAUUGCCGAUGCUCUGUCUCUCCUUCAAUUUCAGAUCUUCCGCCGUCUCUGCCCUUCAGCAGAUCCUCUCCUGAUGCCAGUUACCUCUUUCAAGGAUCUCAUCCUGAAUUAAUCUCCCCUUCUCUCCGGCCUUUGCUCCAGUCUGCAAAAUUUUACGUUAAGAACGGCCUUGCACCUUCUACGUUUAAAUCCUACACCAUCACCUUGCACAAGUAUGCUAAAUUCUGUUCCCUCCACAAGACCCCACUUUAUCCUAUCCAAAUUAACACGGCCGUAGUUUUCAUUACCUAUUGUUUUGAUCAGCUUAAUCUCGCCCUCUUAUAUUCGCAGUCUUCUCGCCGGAAUUAACUUUUUCUCUCAGCUUCACCAGCCUUUCUCCUCAAGUAACCUUUUUUCUAACCAUGUGAUAAAGCUUCUCCUGAAGGGUAUUUCCCAUAUUCACCUGUCACUACCAGAUAGCAGGAAACCAAUCACACUUCCUAUCCUCAAUAAUUUGCUCAGUAAUCUUAAAUGCAGUUCCUAUUCUCCUUAUCUUCAGAGCCUCCUUAUGAGCUCUUUCCUAUUAGCCUUCUAUGGUCUCCUUCAUUUGGGAGAAUUCACAUCCCCAAACAACACUUUCAUUUCUUCUAGAGACCUAGCCGUUUCCGACCUCAGUUUCCACCCAGACUUCUACAGUUUAUCCCUUAAGCACUCUAAAGCUAAAAGAGCCUGUCCAUCAUUGCGGCUCGCACUAAUGGUCCGUUCUGCCCCUUUCGGGCCAUGUUUAAAUUUGUGCUUUUAAGACAUAAACUGAGCGUCCCCCCUGAACCUCUUUUCUUAACCCCAGAAGGCUCGAUCAUGUCAUCUGCAUGGUUUCUUAAACACGUGAGACUUUUACUAGCUGCAUGCAACCUCCUAUUACAGGUUUCAUUUCAAGAGUCCCGCCUCUCUCCGUUUCUCAGACCACUUCCCUGUGAGUCUACUUUAAGCUCCUCUCUGCCCCACAAUCAAGCAGCCCCGUUGCCAACCUUAGUAUAUUAGCUUCCUUGAAGUUAUCUCAAUAUCCCCUUAAUUGGCCUUCAUCCUUCAGCCCGGCUCCGCGCUAUCCCUGUAACCCCUCGACUGGCAUUCAUCCUCCAGCCCGGUUCCGUGCCAUCCCUGUAACCCCUCGCUGGCCUUCAUCCUUCAGCCCGGCUCCCCGCUAUCCCUGUAACCCCUCGGCUGGCCUUCAUCCUUCAGCCCGGUUCCGCACCAUCCCUGUAACCCCUCGACUGGCCUUCAUCCUCCAGCCCGGUUCCGCGCCAUCCCUGUAACCUCUCGGCUGGCCUUCAUCCUCCAGCCCGGUUCCGCGCCAUCCCUGUAACCCCUCGCUGGCCUUCAUCCUCCAGCCCGGCUACGCGCCAUCCCUGUAACCCCUCGGCUGGCCUUCAUCCUCCAGCCUGGCUCAACGUCAUCCCUGUAACCCCUCGCUGGCCUUCAUCCUCCAGCCCGGCUACGCGCCAUCCCUGUAACCCCUCGGCUGGC